AUGAAUUCAAACGUCAUACAGAAGGAUAUUGUGGAGGUGAUUGCCAACUUGCAAAAUCAUUGGAAUAUACUGGAGGAGGAAUUGAUCGAAAUUAAUAAGGACAUUCAAUACAUGACUCAUUGCUUAAAAAAGUACGGAGAGAGUUUCCGAAUCCCGCUCGGACAUUUGCAAGACUUGAAAGUUUACAAGAAAAACGCAAUGAGAGACAUCAUUGCGACAAUGGAAAGUUUUUCUACCAAUCUCAAUGGAGGACGAGUUCUUUCAAACACCCUUUCUCAACAUAUUGCCACUUCUGAUUUUGUCAACAGCGUGGGCCGAAGUUGGAGCACAUCAUCAUCACUCGUGAACCCUCAAGCACAAUAUGCAGGUAUGGUGAGCAGAGGAGAGGUGGUCACAAUGACGACCAAGAAAAAACCCAACACGCCUGUCCAUUACAAGCUCAUCACCAAAAAACCUCAAGGCCAAGCUACACUGUAA
Molecule: messenger RNA, 477 nt
Organism: Naegleria lovaniensis
Lineage: Eukaryota; Heterolobosea; Eutetramitea; Acrasida; Naegleriidae
Exons: 1
Coding region: 1-477 (158 amino acids)
Source: RefSeq, a predicted model, not a curated record